AUGUCUUCUGGAUUCGCCAGCAACGGCCUUUAUUGGCAAACACAGGCACCCCUGCAAAAGGGCAAUCCCACCAUUCUUUUCAUCCAUGCUUCGUGGAUGUCCUCAACCAUGUGGGAAGAGACUGUCCAGCUUCUCGCCCCACAGCUGCCAAAUGUCAACCUCCUCCGCAUCGACUUGAACGGCCAUGGAAAGACCACCGCCGGCCGCAAGGAAUAUACUCUCUGGAAUCAAGCUGAGGAUGUCCUUGCUCUCUUGAAAGAACUCGAACUCUCGAAAGUGAUGAUCGCCGCCAUCUCCAUGGGCUCGAUGAUUGCCCUCCGCCUGGCUCUGCUCGAUCAGGCCAGAUUCUCGGGCCUCGUUCUCCUCGCCUCCAACGCAUCAGCCGCGACUGACGCUCAACGUAGCGCAUUCUACCAGCUUCGCGAUAUCUGGGUUGCGACACCUGCUCCCAGCGAGCAGAUCAUGAAUGCUGCUAUCCUCAGCUGGGGCGGGAAUCCUGAUGUCGACAGCCCGCGUGCGACUCGGAUCAAGCAGGACUGGAUCCAGCGCCAUUCAGGCGCUGAGAAUGUGGAGCCUACGCUGAACUCAAUGAUGGAGAGGGAUGCGCUGCUUGAUCGACUGGGGGAGAUUCGUGUUCCAGUUCUUCUGAUUCAUGGCGAAGAUGAUAAGACGUAUCCGCUACAGGAUGCCAUGGAGAUCAAGGAACGGCUGGUUAACGCGGAUGUGCGCUUGGAGGUUGUCAAGGGCGAGGGUCAUCUGUUGAUCCACUUGAGGGAGGCUAAAGACGUGGCUGAGUGGAUUCAGGCGUUUUCGCAGAGAGUUUUUGGAUGA
Messenger RNA from Aspergillus viridinutans, 831 nucleotides. Its product is annotated as alpha/beta fold hydrolase. NCBI's taxonomy places the organism in Eukaryota, Fungi, Ascomycota, Eurotiomycetes, Eurotiales, Aspergillaceae. The record is from RefSeq and is a predicted model, not a curated record. Bases 1 to 831 code for a protein of 276 amino acids. The transcript has 2 exons.